AAUGUGUAAGUUCUUGUCCAGAGGAUGAAAAUGAUGAUCUUAGCACCAAAAGUAAGAGAAAUAAAACAGAAGAUUCCCAAGCUGCUGACCAGGGGAAGGCUGAAAUGGAGGAGAAAAUUGAGGAAACGUCAGCACCCCAGGUCACACCUCCCCUGGAAGAGCGCAUCACUCAUUUCCGAGACAUGCUGCUGGAGAGAGGGGUUUCAGCAUUUUCUACCUGGGAAAAAGAGUUACACAAAAUAGUAUUUGAUCCACGCUAUCUUCUGCUGAAUUCAGAAGAACGUAAGCAGAUAUUUGAACAGUUUGUCAAGACCAGGAUCAGAGAAGAGUACAAAGAAAAGAAAAAUAAAUUGUUGUUAGCCAAAGAAGAAUUUAAAAAGCUCCUCGAAGAAUCCAAGUUAUCGCCAAGAACAACGUUUAAGGAAUUUGCAGAGAAAUACGGACGCGACCAGCGGUUUCGCCUUGUUCAGAAGAAGAAGGACCAAGAGCAUUUUUUCAAUCAGUUCAUACUUAUUCUUAAAAAGAGGGACAAAGAAAACAGGAUAAGGCUACGGAAAAUGAGAUAAAAACUCCUGAAACUGGCAAUAAGAACACAAAUCCGUGCUGUGACUGCAGUAGGAAAUUCCAGUGAAGGCUGAAGC
Messenger RNA from Antrostomus carolinensis (chuck-will's-widow), 641 nucleotides. RefSeq names its product transcription elongation regulator 1 like (gene TCERG1L). The transcript is spliced from 5 exons. Gene Ontology annotation, molecular function: RNA polymerase binding; transcription coregulator activity. Bases 105 to 566 code for a protein of 153 amino acids. Gene Ontology annotation, cellular component: nucleus. NCBI's taxonomy places the organism in Eukaryota, Metazoa, Chordata, Aves, Caprimulgiformes, Caprimulgidae. The record is from RefSeq and is a predicted model, not a curated record.